AUGGCGCGGAUCCUACACAGGUUCCUUAUACUGCUGAGCCUGGUUGUUUACAUCAAUGCAGCGACCCGUCCUCACAUCGUAUUUAUGGUAUCGGAUGACUUAGGUUGGAAUGACGUAGGUUGGCACAAUUCACAUAUAGGCAGCUACUACCUGACCAAAUAUGCACGUGAAGGAGUCAGACUGAACAGUUCUUAUAUGCAGCCUGUCUGUUCUCCGUCUAGAGGAAGUUUCCUUAGCGGAUAUUAUCCUUUCCACACUGGGUUACAGCAUGGCAUCAUCCAAGAUUCCCAGCCGAAGUUUUUACCCUCAAAUUUUACCCUUCUCCCGGAGAAGCUAAAUGAGCUAGGUUAUGCAACCCACAUGGUCGGGAAAUGGCAUUUAGGUUUCUGCGACUGGAGGUACACACCUAAUCACCGGGGAUUUGACAGUUUCAUGGGCUACUACGGCGGUGCUGAGGACUAUUACACGCAUCAAUCAGGACGAGGCUAUGAUUUCCGUUUAAAUGACGCUGUUCAUCAUCCGCCAUCAGGAGAGUAUUCGACGGAAACGUAUACAAAGCGGUUAAUAGAUAUUAUACACCAACACGAUCCUCAACAGCAGCCAUUAUUUCUUUACGUCGCCUACCAGAACGUCCACUCUCCCUUACAGGUUCCACAGCAUUACGAAGACAUGCACUCCCAUAUCCCUAAUGAAGAUCGGCGGGCAUUUACUGGUAUGGUUAACGCUAUGGACGACUCCUUCGGGAAUAUCACGGCCGCUCUAAAAUCAGGUGGUUAUUGGGACAAUCUACUCAUCAUCUUUACCUCAGAUAACGGCGGAGCAAUAACAGAGGGCGGUAACAACUGGCCACUCCGAGGAAACAAAGGCACCCUGUGGGAGGGAGGCACUCGAGUUCCCGGAUUUGUGUAUAGCCCAACCCUUCUCUCCAAGACCGGAUAUAUUUCCUCCGAAAUGAUACAUGCGGUCGAUUGGUUCCCGACAAUACUAGCUGCAGCUGGAGGUGUAACGGAUCCCAAUAUGGACGGCGUCAGUCAAUGGCAUAUGUUACAGACCGGAGGAAAUUCGGCGAGAACAGAAUUCGUCUACAAUAUUGACGAUAUCCAUGGCAAUUCUGCCAUCAGAGUUGGAGACUACAAACUGAUAACCGGAAAUGCUGGGGUGAGAAGUGACUGGUAUCAGGUCGGUCACAUCCAUGCUCAUCACCAUAGUACAACAAACACUACAGCACCACAACUCUUUAACUUGAGAGAUGACCCCACAGAGCAUUAUGACAUAUCAAGCCAACACCCGGACAUCGUCCAAAAUCUGCAAGCCAAACUAGCUAACUAUAGAAAAACACAGAUGCCGGCCCAGAAUCCAGUUCAGGUCAAUCAUGUCCUUCAUCGAUACCACAACGUUUGGAGUCCGGGAUGGUGCUAA
This is a messenger RNA of Ylistrum balloti, 1419 nucleotides long. Its product is annotated as arylsulfatase J-like. Bases 1 to 1419 code for a protein of 472 amino acids. The transcript is spliced from 14 exons. Lineage: Eukaryota; Metazoa; Mollusca; Bivalvia; Pectinida; Pectinidae. The record is from RefSeq and is a predicted model, not a curated record.